Molecule: messenger RNA, 1648 nt
Organism: Podarcis raffonei (Aeolian wall lizard)
Lineage: Eukaryota; Metazoa; Chordata; Lepidosauria; Squamata; Lacertidae
Gene: SLC35E3
Product: solute carrier family 35 member E3
Exons: 5
Coding region: 274-1203 (309 amino acids)
Cellular component (GO): Golgi apparatus
Molecular function (GO): nucleotide-sugar transmembrane transporter activity; antiporter activity
Source: RefSeq, a predicted model, not a curated record
AGGGGCGGGACUCCUCCCCGCGUGAGUGUCUGAGGGGAAAGAGGCCGCCGUGAGGCGAGCUGCUUCUUUGCCAGGGCGGAGCCGGCGGCCUGUUGGCCCCGGAAGAUCCUACGCCGGAGCCACGUGGCCCGGUAGUGGGCGGGCGAGGCGGUGGUAGUGGUGGCGGCGGCGGCCAGUGCUGCUGCCGCCGCCGCCUACCACCCAGGAGCGGUGGCUACUGCGGCUGCCUCGCCGGUUGCGGACGAGGAGCUGGGCCCGGAGGCCGCCGGCAGCAUGGGCCCGGCGUUGGAGCGGGGCCGCCUGGCGGCGGGUCUGCUGGUGAACUUGGCGGCGUCCAUCUGCAUCGUGUUCCUGAACAAGUGGCUGUACGUGCGGAUGGGCUUCCCCAACCUGACGCUGACGCUGGUGCACUUCGCCGUCACCUGGCUGGGGCUGUACGUGUGCCAGGCGCUGGGCAUCUUCUCCCCGAAGAGCCUGCGGCCCCGCCAGGUGCUGCCCCUGGCGCUCAGCUUCUGCGGCUUCGUGGUCUUCACCAACCUGUCCCUGCAGAACAACACCAUCGGCACCUACCAGCUGGCCAAGGCCAUGACCACGCCGGUCAUCGUCCUCAUCCAGAGCGUGGCUUACGGAAAGACUUUCCCCGCCCGCAUCAAGCUCACCCUGAUUCCUAUUACUUUAGGCGUUUUCCUAAAUUCCUAUUAUGAUGUGAAAUUUAACUUUCUUGGCAUGGUAUUUGCUUCCCUCGGUGUUUUAGUUACAUCUCUUUAUCAAGUGUGGGUAGGAGCGAAGCAACAUGAGCUACAGGUAAACUCUAUGCAGUUGCUGUACUAUCAAGCUCCCAUGUCUUGUGGCAUGCUGUUGUGUGUCGUUCCCUUCUUUGAACCAGUAUUUGGCGAUGGUGGAAUAUUUGGUCCCUGGACACUUUCUGCUGUGUUUAUGGUGCUGCUGUCUGGAAUCAUAGCCUUUAUGGUGAACUUAUCUAUUUACUGGAUCAUUGGGAAUACUUCACCAGUCACCUAUAAUAUGUUCGGACACUUCAAAUUCUGCAUCACCCUCAUGGGAGGGUACCUCUUAUUUAAGGAUCCUUUAUCAAUUAAUCAAGGCCUUGGGAUUACAUGCACAUUGUUUGGAAUUUUAGCUUAUACCCACUUCAAACUUAGUGAGCAAGAAGGGGGCAAGAGCAAGCUGGUUCAGCGUCCAUAGAACAAGUACUGAUAUGGAUGGUGAAUGAGUCAUUUUAAUAUGCACUAGUUUUGAAACAAGCAAAAUAAGGAAAUAGAUGCGCCCAGUUGCUGUUAAGGAAGUGCAUUUCUGUUAUUUUUAUAUAAAGGAUCAGUUUUUUAAAAAAACAAGCACUACAAAAACUCAAAUUCUACAACCUUGGCCUAUCAUGUUUUUUUCUAUUCUGUUAAGUGAUUUCUAUAUUUAAAAUAUGGUUCAUAACUACAGUGGCAAUUCUAAGAGAACUCAACUGUUUCAUACCAAAUGGACUCAUCAAGUUAGAUGUGACAUUAAUUGCCAAAGGAAUUCAUUCUGCCCUUUUGAUUAUGUCAGUAUUACCAUUUCUAGAAAGGAGGCUGUCUGCUGAUAAUGUGAAGUCAAAUGAACAUUGUAUCUUCUUGAUCUGGUAAAGAAUGGAAAAUCAAAU